Molecule: messenger RNA, 660 nt
Organism: Lecanosticta acicola
Lineage: Eukaryota; Fungi; Ascomycota; Dothideomycetes; Mycosphaerellales; Mycosphaerellaceae
Source: the annotation of a GenBank genome assembly
AUGAGCGCAACGGUCACCACCACUGCCCCAGCGGCUGUCCUUCCCGAUUACCGUCACAGGACCUACGACCUCAAGACUCCCGAAGAGCACAUGAAGAUGUACGAUGAAUGGGCCUCGACCUACAACGACGACGUUAUGGGCAACACGACCCUCUACGUCGGCCCCAAGACCACCGUCGAAGCAGUCCAAUCCGCCAACGGCAACUUGCACGGUGAAGUCCUCGACGCAGGUUGCGGCACCGGUCUCUGCGGCGUUGCCCUCGCCCUCGCUGGAGCAAAGACCAUUGACGGCAUCGACGUCUCCCCUGGAAUGCUGAAACUUGCGGGCAAAACAAACACCUACCGGGACUUGAUCCCAGCUGACAUGCAAAAGCCUCUCGACACACCAAGUGACAAAUACGACGUCGUUACUUGCGUGGGAACUUUUACCACCGGCCAUGUGCGAGCGGACCCAGCCCUUGGAGAGCUCGUGAGAGUAUUGAAGAAGGGGGGUGUUCUCGCUGCUACUGUGUACGAAGACAUCUGGAAAUCAGAAGGCUUCGAGGCGGAGGUAGAGAAGUUGGGCAACAGCGGCAAGGUGGAUGUCAUCAGCACCGAGGUCACGGAGUACAGGCGGGCGGAGAACGCUAUGGCUAGAAUGGUGGUACUGAGGAAGAGGUAG